AUGACGUUCACAUUCAACCAAAAUGUUUCGGCACAACAGCUGGCCGACAUCCUACCGAACGGUGUCGCCAUCCUCACCCAUCGAUAUGAAUUGGUCUCUGUGAAUCGCCGGUUCCGGGAACUCAUCCCAUGCCCUAGCGUCAAUUUCUCCGAAUGUUGGUUACGAUCGGUCCAUCCAGACGACUAUGACCGGGUGUCGACUCGGUAUCGCGAGGUCGCAACGUCCAAACAACCGCUACGUCUCGAAUACCACACGCGCGACCCGAACUCGAUAUGGUGUGUCAUAACUCUGGAUCGGCUGAAUGAUAAAGACGUACAGUGCUUCGGGCUAAACGAUGGUGGGGUGUUUAUCUGUACAAUCGCAGAUAUCACCCUGGAGAAAAAGGCAGAGCUCCUACAGAGGCAGGCUGCGGAAGAGGCCCAGGAACGCAAGAAGCAACAAGAGCGAUUCAUCGAUAUGAUCAGCCACGAAAUUCGCAAUCCUUUAUCUGCGAUAGUCCAUUGUACGGAGGAUAUUCAGGAGGCAAUCUAUAACAAGAAACCGGAUGAAAUCUCAGUCGUGAACAUCGCCGAAGCAGCUGAGACAAUCAGCCUCUGCAUUAGACAUCAAAAGAAAAUCGUCAAUGAUGUCCUCACCUUUUCAAAACUUGACGCAUCAAUGCUACCGCUUUCCCCACGAAAGGUCCAGCCCCAACGACAUAUUACCAUUCCGAUGGCGAUAUUCCGACCCGAGCUCCGAAAGCACAGAAUUAAUUUUGAAUACAAGGCCGAUCUUUCCUAUGGCAAAUGUGGUAUUGAUUGGGUCAUGGCAGAUUUAGAUCGAAUGGGCCAGGUCCUUGUUAACAUACUCUCGAAUGCUAUCAAAUUCACAGCUCAAUCGGAAGGCCAGCGAUCGGUCCGAGUUUCAGUGGGUGCUUCGAUCGAGCGUCCAAGUUCGUACCCGCCAAACAUAGUCUUCUUCGAUUCGGGAAAAUCAGCGCUCCGUCAAGACGCGACAAACAACUCCGAAUGGGGAAGUGGCGAAGUGGCAUAUAUCAUGGUCGCCGUCAAGGACUCGGGGAUUGGAGUCACCGAGGAAGCACAGAAACGGCUCUUCGAGCGAUUCAAUCAAGCAACUCCCAAAACUGAGAGCAUUUACGGCGGCUCUGGCCUUGGUCUCAACGUUUGUAGAAAGCUCUGUCACCUCCAUGGGGGUGAGAUUGGCGUGAGCUCCAAGAAAUCACACGGAAGUACCUUUGGGUUUUUUUUCAAAGUACGCAGAACAACCAACGAAGGUGUUGAAGGAGACGAGAGUUUCGGUGUUUCUACAAUUGAUAAGCUCUGUGUUGAUAUUCAGACACUGGGAAACAAAAUGAGCGGUGUCAACAAAAUCACGGAAGAGCCCCAGAUGUCGGAAACCCCAGCUGAGGAUAUUGUCUUCGAGGCACAACCAGGUGGCCCAAAGGACGAAGAUACAAUUCGUACCCACAACAUUGCCCGCCAGGUAGAGAACGAUCAGAACGAAUGGGCGAAUCAAAGUCCUUUGUCUCAUCGUGGUCAUGAAAAAUUAACCGGCGACGGUCAGCGAAUUCUCUUGGUUGAGGAUAACGUUAUAAACAGGCGAAUCAUCUCACGCAAGUUGAAUACACUGGGGUUUGACAUAUCAGAAGCGAGAAAUGGAAAAGAGGCAGUGGAUGCGAAUAAGAAAGGCCCAUUCGACUGUAUUCUCAUGGACCAGCAGAUGCCUGUGAUGGACGGCAACUGUGCCACAAAAGCAAUUCGUGAAAUCGAGAAGGAAACUGGAGGACAUGUACCCAUUCUGGGACUCACAGCGAAUGUCAGAGACGAACAACAACAGGAAAUGAUAGGUGCCGGAAUGGAUGAUAUCAUCCAUAAGCCUUAUGGCACUCAUGAGCUUGUUGAAAAGAUCAAUCGCAUGGUUUCAAAAGAAAGAAAUAUAUAA
Messenger RNA from Penicillium digitatum Pd1, 1941 nucleotides. RefSeq names its product CheY-like superfamily. Gene Ontology annotation, molecular function: phosphorelay sensor kinase activity. NCBI's taxonomy places the organism in Eukaryota, Fungi, Ascomycota, Eurotiomycetes, Eurotiales, Aspergillaceae. Gene Ontology annotation, biological process: phosphorylation; phosphorelay signal transduction system. The record is from RefSeq and is a predicted model, not a curated record.